AGGACUGCUGAACUUGUUAACCUGCAGUGGAGGUGAUCUGCAGGUUGUUUCUGGUACUACUUGUUCUCACAUGGUCUUGUUUCCCGGGGUAUGCUUGUCAUCUUUUAAACAUCACAUGCAAAAACAGCAUGGCUCACACUGCUGCAGGGUUACUGUUGCUUCCUGUUAUUUGUUCUUUUAAACCUCCACUGUGUUUAAUAGAUCUGCAGUAGCAGGUGGAAUUUUAGACACAUGCUCUCAUUUAAAGGUUUUUCAACCAUCUAAAGAUGUCAAAACUAUGCAAUUAUGUUGGUUGUUUUAUUCAGAGUUCAACACAACACAGCCAGCUUGGCUACCUGAGCAUUAGCAGCAUGCCAGCUCAUCGUUUCCCCAUACCUGGACCAUAUUGUUUUUCAAUAGGUCAGCUCCGGGUUAUCUAAUUGGUAUUUUGCCAUGAAGCAGAGUCAUGAGUGUUGUAUCAUAUGAUCUGACCUCCACAACCACACAAUAUGCGACCACCAGUAUGGGGUAUAUUUUGGGAUGCAAUAACAGAAAAGCAGCCAGCAAGUGCUCAGAAUAUGUAUCUUUCCCUCUUUCCUCUCAGCCAAACGGAUUGCCACCCAGCCUAAGUAUGGUACUGUUAGAGGUUUCUUGCAGUUACAAGAGAGUUUGUCUUCUCCACCGGUGCUCAAUAGGGGAUUUGUUUUGUUGCUUUCUACAAUAAUGUAAGGGCUUGACCUUAUAGUGCUCUUCAGAUAGUCCCAUUUCCUGUGUUUGUGCGCUUUUAAGUCAGAAAGUGGAAGCAACAGGGAUGCUGCAAAGAAGAAUACAGCUGUGAUAUCUAGUUAUUUUCUACACUGAACAAAAUAGUACCAAUAAGAAGAAAACACCUUGAUUGGGUAGGUCGCAAAUUUUGACUGUUGCUGGUUAUGAAUGUCUUGGCUAAAAGUUCCAUUUUAUUAUUAUAAUGACAGAAAUUCCAUUAAUAAGGCAAAAUUGGUCAAAUCGCUGUAUUUUGUCUGAGUUCAUGGAAGGAGGAGGACGCCACUUUCUAUCUGUGCUAUAAAUACGAAGCCAUAGCCAGCAACUGGCUAGCUUUGCUCAGCUUUGCUCAGCUAGGUUUUAGCAUUACAGACUAUUUUUUAGGAUUACAAAUAAAGCAAAACUAGUGUAAAAAUUGGUGUAAAAAUUACAAAAUAUAAACAUUGGUUUUUAUUGACCAUUAUGUUACAGAUAAAUACUCUAACAUGUCAAGUUCAAACCGUGAAUUAAAAUGGGGAAGAAAGGUGAUUUAAGUGACUCUGGUUUUGAGACGGUUUGUCUGAGUAUUUCAGAAACCGCUGAUCUUGUGGGAUUUUCCCACACAACCAACUUCAGGGUUUGCAAAGAAUGGUCUGAGAAAGAGAAAAUAUCCAGUGAGCAUAGCUAGACUACUUCAAGCUAAGAGGAAGGUAACAGGAAGUCAAAUAACCUGUUACAAACAGGCUAUGCAGAAGAUCAUCUCUGAAGGGCACAACACAUAAACCCUUCGAGCAGAUGGACUACAUCAACAGAAGACCACACUGGUUGCAAUUCAAGUCAAGCUGAGGGUCACAUGGGUUCACCCAAACUGGGCAACAGAAAAAAGUUGCCUGGUUUUAAUUAGUCUGGAUGGGAAUGUCCGAAUUUGGCAUGAACUACAUGACAUCAAUCUAGCCCAGUGUUUCCCAACCACUGUGCCGCGAGAAAUGACCAAGUGUGCCGUGGAAGAUUACCUGGUUCCACCUGAUUAGUACUCCAGGCGAUCGGUGUGAGUAAUGGGCAGAACGAUUACAUUAUCUAUCGAUUACAUUAAAUGGGUUGCCAACUGGCAGUAAAACAGAAGAAGACGAAGAAGAAAUUACAUAAUAGUGAUGCUGUGAGAUCAAGCAGCGCAUAAUAGCAAUACAUAAAUAUUUGAAAUAAAAAGUAGUCAGUCUGACCCGGGUCCUGGAGAAAAUUCCAACCCAGAUGAAAUGCCAGAAGAAAGCAAAAAAGGUAUACUGGGGACAAACCGAGCCAACUCCACUACGCCUGGUGCCAUUGCUAAUGAGGUGUAAGUGUAUGGUGGGUGUAGUCACAUAAAAAAAAAAAUCUGAUCAUUCAUGACACAAUUUUCAGAGCAUAGUACCAUAUUAGCAAAAACUCUAAUAUAUUGAUUGGAGCCAAUCACUAAUUUCUGUCUUCAAACAAAGGUCGAGGUAUCUGCACAGUUAAGGACAUCACUAUGGUAUCAUCCAGCUGUAUCAGCUCUCUUUUCAUAUCAUCCCAGUUGGAAUCCAUAGAUUCCAUUAACAUUACCAAAGGUAAAGUAAAAAUGUUGCAUAAUUACAGAGUGCAGCGCCUCCCAAUUAAGGUUCUGUUCAACUAAAAUCUCAUUUGUAUUCAAUCUAAAAAAAAAAAGAUGAAACUCAUUAAAUAUGAGUCUCUGGCAAGUCACCGAGUUACUGAGGGAUCUGGUGUCCUUCUGUCACUCCACAGGAGAUGUCAGAUGUAAUGAUAAUUAACAAGUCUGUGAUCAAAUAUUCACAUACAGCACACUGCCAAGGACAGUUCAAACUACAUUUAUGAAUUAUGAAAAUCAGUUAGCCAGUGAUGAUGUAAUACAUUAACUUUGUGAUCACGUUUUUGUGCCACAUCCUCAGAUAAUGCUUCAGGACAUUCUGACAGAUGAUCCGUCAUCACCAGUCAAUAAUCAGCUUUAGUCUUUCAAUCUAUAUCUCUUCACAGACUUAGUGGCUUGGCUUUUUCUUUUUUCUUUUUUCCUUCUUUAUUGGUUUAAAUGUUAUUUACUCAAAGUUUGGCAGAUUCAAUCUAAAGCACACUGGAGACAUCACAGCAAAAGGUAAUGUCAUGUAACUACAUUAGAUGUUCAUUACAUUAAAUGUCAUUGUCCAGCCUCUGUCAACCAUCAUUCUGCUUUAUUCACUGGAACAGUAAGUCUGUCCUUGAAUCUGUAAUCUGCAGACUAGAAAACGAAACUUUCACAAGCAAUAAACAUUAAUACUAAAAGACGAGUGCAGUGCGCUUGUGCGAUGUGGAAUCUAGGCCCUUUGACAUAAUGGCGAGAGGAGACAGAAUGCACAGGGGUAAACUAACAGCAGCUUGUAGGCCAUUCAGCUGCAGUCAGCUAGAGAUAUUUUUUGUGCAAUCUGACCCGUCAGCCUACAUGGACAGUUCUGGGUCUUACCAGCACGGUGAGGCGGCGUCACAAAUCCAUGCCCCCUUUUUUUUAAGCCACCCUGACACCAGCACAGCCUGCCAGCCACCCGCUUCUCACAGAUUCACAUGGCGCCUGCAGAUCUGCUGGGUGGGGCAGGAACUGGGGACUGUUUACAAGUGAAACUCGCUGUAGCUUUACACCUCAAUAAAUAAUGGACAGGAAACUGAAUCUGGACCGAGCUGAGACAUUCUCCUUUGUCAACCCAUGGAUCAGAUACUUUCUCUUCUUCUUCAGCUUCUUAUUUUGGGUUUUCUCCCUGUUGAUUGUUGCAAUUGGUGUGUAUGCUAAAGUCCAGAAGGCCACAGACACGGUGAGGGACACGUUCCUGAUCGACCCGGCUGUCAUCCUAAUUGUGGUGGGGGUGGUCAUGUUCUUCAUCACUUUCUGUGGCUGUAUUGGAGCUCUCAGAGAGAACAUUCGCCUCCUCAAGACAUUCUCCUUCAGCCUCACACUGGUCUUCCUCACCCAGCUGGCCAUAGCGAUUCUGGGCUUCUUUUACUCUGAUCAGGCACGGGAUGCUUUGGGAAAGUUUGUAAAGAAAGCAAUUGUGCACUACAGGGAUGACCUGGAUCUGCAGAACCUGAUGGAUUACAUUCAAAAAGAGUUCAAGUGUUGUGGAUGGAACAACUACACUGAUUGGUCUUGGAACCUCUACUUUAAUUGUACACAUGACAACCCCAGCUCUGAGCGCUGUGGUGUGCCUUAUUCCUGCUGUACUCCUGUUCCUGGGGAGGCAGUGAUCAACACUAUGUGCGGUUUUGGAGUUCAAACGCAGAACUUCAUGGAGGCAAACAAGUCGAUCUACCCAGUAGGCUGUGCGGACAAAGCAGUGAUGUGGAUCGAGUCUCAUCUGCUGCUGGUGGGAGCUCUCGCCUUGGGUCUGGCCUUGCCUCAGAUUGCAGGAAUUGUGCUGUCCCAGAUCCUGAUCUCUCAGAUUCAAGAUGAGAUUACCUCAGUGCUGUGAGAGUGCUACGACAAAGGGGAAGAAAACGAAAGAAAGGAACUUGCAGUACUCCGCUUCUCUGACAUGUUCAAGGACAUCUUUUCUACAGCUACUACUGCAAUAUCCGGGCAUGUGAUAUUCUUAACAUGUGGUUGCCUACAGGUAUACAAGUGUGAUGCACUUUAAUGUAUUAUUUAUAAUAGUCAAUUAUAUGCCAAGUGUAUAUAUUAUUAACCGGUUUGAACAUUGAUGUCAAGAUUUCAUCUCGUUAAAUGUGAAAAGUUUGCUUAUAGAAUUGAGUUAAAACAUGUGCAUUUAUUAUUUUAUGUUACUGUUUAUCAAGAAAAAUCAGCUCACAUAAGUUAUUAUGUGUCGCGUUUUAAAGGUCUAAACAACAUUCACACACUGCCUCUCCUCCCUCACUCAGCUAACCGGAAAGAAAGAGUGAAGUAGUAAAUCAAACAAAUCAUGAUUUUCUGACUGGGAUUCUGAUUCUAAAGUCAACGUAGGCGUAGCCACACCUCCACGCAACCCGGCGAGAAGGUGUCAUACUGGAUUUUGUGCGAAUGCAGCCGAUAUGCACUGUACAUACUCUCCACUGUGGGCCAUCUGUUCUGCAACCCUGUGUUGGUCAAACAGACACAGACCUUUCAGCUCUCUUCACAUCCACGACAGACAGAGAGCAGAAUGUGGCUAAAGCAGUGUGCUCGUAGCUGUUUUUACGGCGCACCGCCACACACUUCAAGUGUUUCAUAAGUCACAACUGGGAGGAAUUUAUGUUGUUCAAAGUCCAAAGAUUGGUUUUUGUAGGUUAUCCCUUCAACACCAUUUAUCAGACAUUGUCAGGCUGUUGUUAAUAUUACAUCAUAACCUUGAGACAGGUCAAUAAUAAUAAUAAUAAUAAUAAUAAUGUUAUAGAGCAUCAAAGUGUUCAGUAUUAAAUCAGUUAUUUUUAAAGUCUAAUCAGAGAAAUAAAUGUUACGUUUAUUUAAAUAUCUAGAAUGUUAUAUUGAAAUGUUACAUCAUCAAUUUCAAUAUAACAUUCUAGAUAUUUUACAUUUCACAAUGCUAUUUUUCCCGACAAAACAUUUUUCCUUUCUCCAAAUCUCAAAUUUUUAUAUAUUUCAGCAGUGUUAUCACCACAUUCCCACCUUUCAGUCGGGGUUUAGCCUUGUAGCACCAGUUCAACAGCUGCUACUCAAUUUGGCCCAGUGGAAAUCUUUUUACAACAAUGGAAAAGCAAUUUCAAAACCAUACCAAGCUGCUGCUGUACAGUAACUAAAUAAAUUAAAGGACUUAAGACUGUUUAUAAACAUACCACAGCAUUAAAGCAGCUAAACAGGGUUGUGGGUUUUGUUUAUUGCUGAGCAUCACAAGUCAAGAUCCACUGGUAGUAAUGAUAAUCAUCAUUUGAAGCCCUGAUAACCUAAACAAUCAAUAUACAAUAUUUAUAAAAGCAAAUGUUAGUUUAUUUGUUUACAUACAGAAAGUGAGAGAAGGCUCAUUUAAAACAGCAUUGUUAACAUCGUUUGCAGUCUAGUUCUAGCUUCAGUGCACAGCGCCACCACUGUCAUGUAAUAUAAGUAAUAAAAGCUCUCAUUAGAAAAAUGGAAAUAUGAGAGAAAAAUUAACAAUUUUUGGAA
Oreochromis niloticus (Nile tilapia) is the source of this 5806-nucleotide messenger RNA. RefSeq names its product tetraspanin 33b (gene tspan33b). NCBI's taxonomy places the organism in Eukaryota, Metazoa, Chordata, Actinopteri, Cichliformes, Cichlidae. The record is from RefSeq and is a predicted model, not a curated record. The coding region runs from base 3372 to 4184 and encodes 270 amino acids. The transcript is spliced from 8 exons. Gene Ontology annotation, cellular component: plasma membrane.